AUGGCUGCUGUAUUUCCAAGAACCUGUUACAAGUGUGGUGAAGCUGGUCACUUAGCUGACGAAUGUACCCAAGAAGAAAGAUUAUGUUACAACUGUCAUCAACCAGGUCAUGAAUCUGGUGACUGCCCAGAACCAAAACAACCAACUUCUAAGCAAUGUUACUCUUGUGGUGAUGUUGGUCACGUCCAAUCAGAAUGUCCAAACCAAUCUCAAGGUACCAAGUGUUACAACUGUGGUCAAUUUGGUCACAUUUCUAAAAACUGUGAUUCCGCUCCUUCCAGUAGUGCUAGACCAGUCAGAAAAACUUUUGGUGGUGCUGGUGCUGGUGGUGCUAGAGCUGGCACUACUUGUUACAAGUGUGGUGGUCCAAACCAUUUUGCCAGAGACUGUCAAGCUGCCACUGUCAAGUGUUACGCUUGUGGUAAGACUGGUCACAUCUCCAAGGAUUGUAAUUCUACUGCCGGUGGUUCCAACUAUGGUUCAAAGACUUGUUACAACUGUGGUAAGUCUGGUCACAUUUCUAAGGACUGUGACGCUUAA
Messenger RNA from Hemisphaericaspora subhashii, 540 nucleotides. RefSeq names its product mRNA-binding translational activator (gene GIS2). The transcript has a single exon. Gene Ontology annotation, biological process: positive regulation of cytoplasmic translation. Lineage: Eukaryota; Fungi; Ascomycota; Pichiomycetes; Serinales; Debaryomycetaceae. Gene Ontology annotation, cellular component: cytoplasm. The coding region runs from base 1 to 540 and encodes 179 amino acids. Gene Ontology annotation, molecular function: zinc ion binding; mRNA binding; translation regulator activity. The record is from RefSeq and is a predicted model, not a curated record.